CCUGCCGCUAAGCCUCCCGGUGACCCGCUUGGUGCCGGGGCUGCCUCCGGGAGGCUCCUCCCCGCUCCUCGCAAAGUUUGGGGCCGGCUCUGCCGGCCUACCCCGGCCUCGCCCCGGGGCCGGGCAGCACGCUGAGGCCGGCGGCUCCAUGAGCCCGGCUGCCGGGGCAGCGCCGCGGCGCCAUGGGGAACGGCAGCGCCCCGGGGAACGGCAGCGAGCCCCCGCCGCCGCCUCCGGGAGGCCACAACGUCGCCGCCCUGGUGCUGGGCAUCGUCCUCAUUCUCCUCAUCGUCGGCGGCAACGGGCUGGUGUGCCUCAGCGUCUGCACCGAGCGGGCGCUCAAGACCACCACCAACUACUUCAUCGUCAGCCUCGCCGUCGCCGACCUGCUGCUGGCCCUCCUCGUCCUGCCCCUCUUCGUGUACUCCGAGUUCCAGGGAGGCGUGUGGUCCCUCAGCACUGUGCUGUGCGAUGCCCUGAUGACCAUGGACGUGAUGCUGUGCACGGCCUCCAUCUUCAACCUCUGUGCUAUCAGUGUGGAUCGGUUUAUUGCUGUUUCAGUCCCGCUGAACUACAACCGGCGACAAAUCGACUUGCGGCAGUUGAUCCUCAUCUCCACCACCUGGAUAUUCGCCUUUGCUGUGGCAUCCCCAGUCAUAUUUGGCCUCAACAACGUUCCAAACCGGGACCCCAGCUUGUGCCAGCUGGAGGAUGACAACUACAUUGUGUACUCCUCCAUCUGCUCCUUCUUCAUCCCUUGCCCCGUCAUGCUGGUGCUCUACUGCGCCAUGUUCCAGGGACUCAAGCGCUGGGAAGAAGCCAGGAAGGCCAAGCUACGGGGCGGCAUCUACGGGGGCAACAGAAAGCUCUAUCACCCCUCGCCCUUUAUCGAGAGGGAGCAGGCUGGACUGGAGCCAGACGAGUGCAACCCUUACGCUCACUCUGACCACCCCCUGCCUGGGGACUAUGUGAUGAACAAUGGGGUCCAGACUGUCUCCUACCCGCACCUCCAGUACCCACCCCCAGGACACAGUCGGAAGCGGGCCAAGAUCAAUGGUCGGGAGCGGAAGGCCAUGCGGGUGCUGCCUGUCGUCGUCGGUGCUUUCCUCUUCUGCUGGACGCCUUUUUUUGUGGUCCACAUUACAAGGGCUCUCUGCAAGUCCUGCACCAUUCCCACUCAAGUCACCAGCACUGUCACUUGGCUGGGUUACGUCAACAGUGCUGUCAACCCCAUCAUUUAUACUGUUUUCAACGCCGAGUUCAGGAACUUCUUCCGCAAAGUCUUGCACCUAUUCUGCUGAGCCCACUGGAACUGGGAGAAGGAGCGACCAGGACUUUUUGUAUAGUUCAUUAAAGAUCUAUUUCUGCCUAUGGUUUGCUGUCUUUGUUGGGGAGGAGGGAAGGAGGAGCGAUGGCAGCUAUAGGAUGGUGGUUCCCAGCCCUCUGUGUCCCCUACAAGGAGUUACAGGUAAGUACCAAUGGAUACAGCUUGGAUAUUCUCCACUGGCAACUGCAGGUGUAGCCACAUUUUUAACACUUGGUGUUUGACAUAAGCAGCAAGAGACACCACAAGACAGCAUGGCUGGUUCUCAGAAAAGCUCUUGCUUUGGAUUUAUCUGUCUGGGCUCCUCUUAGCUGUCACUAAACAAAAUCACACCACCCACCACCCCCAGACAUGCUCCAGGCACACAGGAGAACUUUGAAGCUUGCAGCUGCUCUGGCCUCGAGACUCAAAAGACAUUCACUACCUCACCCCUGCAUGGGGGACGUCCCACCAGCUGCCAUCUCAAGGUGUUCCACUGAGGGCACCAGCCUGCCCUUACUGCAUCCCAUCUCCACGGAGGCCGUGUGAUUUAAACUGUGAGGAUAAGCCAGGCUCAUGUCCGCAGACACAACUGCUGCGGCAGCUCUGAACUGGGCUGUGAGGUAACGUGGGCAGGAGCCUGUGGGGAGGAAAAACAAAGCUAAGCUGUUUUCCUAGAUGGUCACCUGCCAGAUGAGGGUGUAUAUACCUGUGUAACCUCCUUUCCCCCUACCCCUAAUAAUUUUAAAUACAAAGACUGGUUUGACUCAUGUUGGACAAGAAGAAAUUAAGGUCCUACAAAAACCGGCCUCUGCCCAAUAGCGCUAACACCCACAGGGCAGUAAGGCUGGCCCUGGCUAAGAAAUGCCAAAAUUUGGUCAGGACCUGAAGAAAUCAACUGGUCAAUGUGUCAUCUAGGUAAACACCGUGAGGUAGCACUUUGUGAUCCCACAGCUCUAAGUGCAGCAGGGAGUUGUGCAGACAGCUCCCGUCUCCAGCGGCCUUUCCUACCACACGAGGAAGAGGAGCAUCGCAUCGCUCAUCCCUCCCAGCAGGCAGCAGCACUGGGCUGGUGAGUCCUGACCACGACUGACAGCUCCCAGCUGCCAGCUCACCACCAGCUCACAAAACAACGUUCUUGCCUUGCUUGUCAUCCUAUUUUCCCCGCUUGGACAUGGUGACUGUUUGCACUCUGGCUGCUGGAGCAGAACAUGCAAAAGUCUGAACAGGGAGAAGAAUCUUAAGUUUCCUGGAAGAGUGCAUGCGGCUGCCUGGUAUUAAUUUUAGAUUUACACAUCCAAAGGCACAAUGAUGCUAUUGCUGUUACUCACCAGGAAUUAUCCAGAAUUUCUUACUGAGCUGAACGAUACCUGCCAGGAACCAUUUCCAGCCCGCUGAAAACUCUUUUAUCCCUUUUGGUAAACCUGAGCACAGUGACACCAAGGGUAGCCAGAGGGAGUAGGCAAUGCCGCUCUCUGAGGCGCAGGAGGAAAAAAAAUUAUCGCACAAAACAACAAUCUUCUGACUAAUGAUUUUUGUAUAGGGUUCUUGCUUUCUAAGGGGUAAUUUGUUUGCUUAGAAAUAAAAGGAGGAAAGUACUGCUGGGAGGUCUUGAGAUUUUCUUUUGACUAAGGAUAACAAUUGCUCAAUGAAUUUAUCAUCAACAAGCAAACACAUUAAAUUCCCACAAUGAUUAUACUGUAAAUUUUCAAGUUCCAUGGUUUGCAUCACUAUGUUGGGGCCAGCUGCCCCAAAUGCCAGGGCCCUGAUGAGAAGCUCCCCAAGAGCUUUAAUUCCACGAGUCAUACCUACAAAUUUUUCAUUUAGGAAUGUUACCUCACUCACUCUCUUCAGAAUUGUUUUUUCCUUAAUGAAACGAUGCAGUAGAAACAAUUCAGACAAUAACCAAAGGAUCGGAUAUACUCAUCCAUAAGCUAUUUAAUGACGAUAGUGGAGAACUUUAGGUGUGUUGCUGCUACAAAUUGCUCCUCAGUUACCUACACAAACAGGAGACGUAGUAAGCAUGUAUACAUUACAGCUGUGCUCACUUCUUUAAGUUGCUCUAAUUGUCUUUGAAGCAACGCAGAGCUCUACUUCUCAGACCAGCAGUACUCUAUAGGGGUGUUUCUCUGUGGAGAAUGCAAGGUGAGCCAAAGGAGUGAAGCAACAAAAAUAAUCAUUUCCCAACUGAAAGGUGAGUUUGACAUUCAAAAGCGCAGCUUUAACACACCAGAAUUGCCACUUUAGAGCCAACCUCCACUGCAUUCUAAUGCGAGACGCUGUCAUCUCGCCCUUAUUUAUUUUGGGAGUGAAUUGAUCCACAGAUUCACUAGAUUGUGACUUUGCAGCCUUCUCUGAGAAAAGCACCUCUGCUCAAAGAUGCCAGCGCAGAGGGGAGUUCAGACUGAAGAAAAGAGCCCACUGCUGGCAAUCCUUCCUUCUCAGUGCUGGCCAGCUCAGCGACUGGCUCAUGGAUCGGGUGAGCACACAGACCCUCACUGACGCACCUCUGUGCUGAGAGCUUUGCACGUACCCAAAGAUGCUGCUGAGGCAGAUUGCUGAAAACAAACUGGUACUUUAUCCACACAGCAGCGUGAGGUGUUCGACAUACUGCACUGUUUGAUUUAGUCAGAACCUUAAUGGGCAAUAGAUGGAGGCAAGAAACGCUGUAAAUUAGUUGUAUUUGCUGUGGGUUCAAUUAAGACUCUCUUUUCCAUUAACUAAAUCUCUUAAAGAUUUAGAAAACAAGCAAUCAUCAUGUAACUGUGAGAAGAAACUAUAAAUACUGAAGUAUUACUUCGGGGAUGCAGAAUUAUGUUGCUUGCUAUGGGAUUCUAAGGAAUUGCCUAUUCUUUCCUUCCCUAGAGUUUCACAUGUCUGUUCUCAGCCUGCUUCAGUUUGUGCUUGGCUUUCCACUAGAGAAUGAUUUCCUUCAGAGGAGGCAGGCAUGCUGCUAACUUCCUUCGGCUAAUGCCAGUUCCUUACUCUCACUGGGCUGUGGCCCCUCCUUUCACAGGCACUGCCUCCCUUGCCCAUUAAGCUCUGCAUUACCAGGAAUAACCUUGCCAGGACACAGCCAGAAAGCAACAUCAAUCAAGUGCCACCAACCUGUGCUGGAGAUCUGCCAUCCUCCCUCUGCGGACAGGUCUCAUCGGCUGCUUCUCAACAGCUGGUGCUGCAAGCAAAACCCUGCCAACAGGUGUUUCCAAAGAGAGGCCUCAACAGCACAGCAAACUGCUGUGUGAGGUGAUCCACCACUCUGCAUCUCCUUGUAACGCAUGGCGUGUGAUGUGUCAAGACCUUUAAGAUUAACUGUGGAAGCAAUGGACUUGUUAGAAACCGCCAGUGUAAAACAAGUAUUUUUCCAUUGCAUUUUUCUCUAUUACUACUUUGGUGACCCCUCUUAUAGUAUAAGCUACACAAUAAUCUUCCUUCCCCAACAAUACUAAUUUGCAGUGAAUAAUAACACAGGACAAGUAGCCCCUCACAGCUGUCAUGCCUGAGGCUAAAAAAAAGAACCUAAGCAGACGUGUGUGUGUUUACUGGGCCUCCUCCAGUCUGGUACAUUAAUCUUCAAUCAGGAAUAAAGGUGCCUUAUUAGCCUAAAUUAUUAAAGUAGUACAUUAUUAAUUAAAGGAUUUUGUUGUAGUGAUUGAAGCCAAUUAUUUCUUAAUGCUCACCACUUCUUUAAUUAGAAGCUGCUAAACAGCAAUGAGAGGCCAGCGCUCACUCUAUUUAUCUACUCUUACUUUGGGUUUGAUCAGAUCUGAUUUUGGCCAGCCAGCCUCUGCAAGCUCCAGCCAAGGCAUGCCAACACGAUGAAACUGCUCUUCCCCUGCUGACCAAACCACAUCCACGCCAUCAUCCUGCAGAGACAAAGAGUGAACACACGUGUGUGUAACUGCACCGACUCCUGACAGCCACACCUGCUCACAUGCUACAUUUACUAGCACAUUAAAGUGCUGCCAUGGGAAUUAAACAGUACCGCUGGGCACACUCAUGCUUUCAUUGCAUUUUAUUUAACAACAUGUUAUUUUUCACUCGUAUUCAAGUGCAGAAGCUCCAAUGUGUUCCAAAUUUGCCCAGCACAGAGGGAACACGGGAAAAAAAAAGUCCUUCCAAAGGCAAAUUAAGAGUUUGUACUUUUUCAAGGCAAUUAAAUAAACCGAAUGAAGGAUCAUUCCUUUUUUUCAAACAAGAGGUAGGGAGGCACAGGGGAAACAAAAUACUGGCAAAUCUCAUUGCAGCAAUUGUUUUAAAUCCAUCUCAAGAGAGAUGAA
This is a messenger RNA of Cygnus olor (mute swan), 5583 nucleotides long. RefSeq names its product dopamine receptor D4 (gene DRD4). Bases 183 to 1301 code for a protein of 372 amino acids. Gene Ontology annotation, cellular component: plasma membrane. Gene Ontology annotation, biological process: adenylate cyclase-activating adrenergic receptor signaling pathway; adenylate cyclase-inhibiting dopamine receptor signaling pathway. NCBI's taxonomy places the organism in Eukaryota, Metazoa, Chordata, Aves, Anseriformes, Anatidae. The record is from RefSeq and is a predicted model, not a curated record. The transcript is spliced from 4 exons. Gene Ontology annotation, molecular function: G protein-coupled receptor activity; dopamine neurotransmitter receptor activity, coupled via Gi/Go.